Molecule: messenger RNA, 593 nt
Organism: Meleagris gallopavo (turkey)
Lineage: Eukaryota; Metazoa; Chordata; Aves; Galliformes; Phasianidae
Source: RefSeq, a predicted model, not a curated record
AAUAAUCGUAGAGAAGUUUCAUUUCCUUUUGGAAAAGCAAAGUUUCCUGCUUUCAGGAAGGUCAGAUCACUUGUGUGUUGUAAGCAUGUCAACCUGAAAGCAAAAUCUCUAAGAGAAACUAAGCAGAAUAUCGAUGGCUUUCUUUACUGCAGGUCAGCCAAUGUCCCUGGAAACACAAAUGUGCCUGCUGGCAGUAACCGUCGACUUCAGCAAACUCAGCAUCAAGUAGAUGAGGUUGUUGACAUCAUGAGAGUGAAUGUGGACAAGGUGCUGGAAAGAGAUCAGAAGCUGUCAGAGUUGGAUGACCGUGCUGAUGCACUGCAAGCAGGAGCUUCCCAGUUUGAGACCAGUGCAGCCAAGCUGAAAAGAAAGUAUUGGUGGAAGAACUGUAAGAUGUGGGCAAUAUUGAUAGCUGUUGUUGUCAUUAUCAUCAUCAUCAUUAUUGUCCUGAGCGUGCCCAAAUGAGUCACGGGAGGAAACCCUCACACCGAAGGUGCCUUUCCUCAGCCUUCCCGCUCCAAGCCCGCUGUACUCUCAGCCCAUCUACUGCUGUUUAAAGCGAAACUCUUCUGAUGAUUGAAACGUUAACUUUA